Molecule: messenger RNA, 1483 nt
Organism: Helianthus annuus (common sunflower)
Lineage: Eukaryota; Viridiplantae; Streptophyta; Magnoliopsida; Asterales; Asteraceae
Product: beta-1,3-galactosyltransferase 7
Exons: 11
Coding region: 30-1247 (405 amino acids)
Cellular component (GO): Golgi membrane
Molecular function (GO): beta-1,3-galactosyltransferase activity
Source: RefSeq, a predicted model, not a curated record
UACAUUCUUCUCUCUCUAUAUAUGUAUAUAUGUUUACGCGCCAACAAGAGAAGAGAAGAGACGAGAAAGAAAAGAAGAUGAAGAACAACCGAAGCGGUGGGAGAAAAGUAUCACCAAAAUGGAUUAUCAUUUUCAGCAUCUUCAGUUUUUUACUCGGCAUGCUCUUUACAAACAGGUUGUGGGUUCCACUUGAUUCCGAUAUGAAACCGAAAGAACAAGAUAUGAAAAUUGAUUGCAUCACAAACAAGGAUGAUGAUGAUAUACUGGGAGAAGUUCAUAAGACCCAACAGGCAAUCAAGUCUAUCAGGUCACUUGGAAACUCAAUUUCAGAGCUGAGAGAGGAACUCCCAAGCAAUCAUAGUUCAUCUGAGGCAUCGAACCAUGACGACUCGAUUAACAAGAUUGACGGAGACAAGAGUGAGAAAAGGAAAAAGGUGUUUAUGGUCAUUGGGAUUAACACUGCUUUUAGUAGCAGAAGGAGACGCGAUUCCAUUAGAGAAACAUGGAUGCCUAGAGGUGAAAAGUUACUUAAGCUUGAGAAAGAAAAGGGUAUUGUUGUCCGUUUCAUGAUUGGUCACAGCGCAACAUCUAAUAGCAUUCUAGAUCGGGCCAUUGACUCAGAGGAAGCUCAACAUAAAGAUUUCUUUAGACUUGAACAUGUUGAAGGGUAUCAUGAGUUGACAGCUAAAACGCGGAUAUUCUUUUCCACAGCAUUCGCCAAAUGGGAUGCAAAAUUCUACGUGAAGGUGGACGAUGACGUUCAUGUCAAUCUCGGCAUGUUAGCUACAACUCUUGGACGGCAUCAGUCAAAACCGAGGGUUUAUACAGGAUGUAUGAAAUCCGGGCCCGUUCUUUCACAGAAGAAUGUCAAAUACCAUGAACCUGAAUACUGGAAGUUUGGAGAGGAAGGUAACAAGUAUUUUCGGCACGCAACCGGACAAAUUUAUGCAAUUUCAAAUGACCUUGCUGCAUACAUCUCCACCAACCAGCCUAUUUUGCACAAAUAUGCAAAUGAAGACGUGUCACUUGGCUCUUGGUUUAUUGGUCUUGACGUUGAGCAUAUUGAUGAUCACAACAUGUGUUGUGGGACCCCUCCUGAUUGUGAGUGGAAGGCAGAAGCCGGUAGUGUGUGCAUAGCAUCGUUUGACUGGAGUUGCAGUGGCAUUUGCCGGUCAGUGGAAAGACUAAAAGACGUUCACAAGAGAUGUGGUGAAGAUCCUGCUGCUCUAUGGAGUGCACAGUAUUGAAACACAACUAGCUAGUUAGUUGUGUCGAAAGUUGUGAGCUCCUAUGACGAGAUCCGUUCUUUUGUGGCGGUGGUUAUUUCACGCCUGUGUACGACGACAACUGCUGCAGAAGAAAAGAAUCAAAAAUUUUGGGUGGUAUAUUGACUAGUAUAUAUAGUGUUUAUAUUUAUGAGGUGUUUACAUAUUGUUGUUAUAUAUAAUGAGAGAAAAAGGAAGAGCUUAUAAGUUUCGUUAAA